CGGAGCUGCGGCACCGCCUACCCCCGGGCACUCGUUAGCCGCCUGCUCACCUAACCCUGCACCGCGACACCUCUGCUCCCGCUUCGACCUUCCCUCGUUCCCCGGGCCGCUUUCCGCCUCCUGCCUGGCGAGGCUCGCUGUAGGAACGGCGCCUUUCCGUUGGCCUCAGGCAGUGUAACCCCUAAGCAUGGCUUCCCGGUUUGUUUUUAUCCUUGAGGUGAAGCAAUGCUGCGAUUUAGGAAGGGCUCUCCACGGCGGAGAGCUGUAGGUGCAGCAGCCAUCGCUUGUUCCCGAGGACAAGUAGUACAUGUCCCGGCUUCAGUGGUGGCCGCCGGUCCUCUGCUUGCCUGCUCCGGGACCUGACUGUCAGCAUCGGCGCUUAUAGAAACGUCACAUUGACCUGUACCAAAAGUUUUAGUAAAGCAGCGGAGCUUUACCGAACUUUUAAACCGAGAUGUCUGGCCCGCACCAUCAUCCACCUGGGACCGUAGGUGGAGCGAGCUGUGUUCCUGUCUUCGAGUGCGAGGAUUGUGUUACGCCAGCCUGCCUACAAUAUGAAAAGUGGGCCAACCUGCAGAUUGAAGAGGGAGUAAAAAAGCAGAAGGCGCUGGCACUUGAAAAUUUAAUCUCCACUGACUCAUUUCCUCAUGCAGGGAUCAUCCAGAAAGGGGAAACCUCCAUGGAAGAGGAUCUUGUUGGCCAGUGCCGAGGAUGCUUCAACCUUGCAGAUGUUAUGUACUUCUUCAAGAAGGGCUGUGAGGCAGUUGCAGAAGACGAAGUCACCCAUCGGUUCUCCUCUGAGAAGCUAGUGUCCUGGAAUCUCCUCAGCAGAACCAACGCCAACUUUCACCGUGUCAGCUGGCAACUGAGCCUUGUGUGGGUCAUUGGAAUCCUAAUUCGAUAUUGUCUCCUGGUACCUUUUCGUGUCUGCUUGGCUGUUUUCAUCUUCUUUUUUCUGGUCUUUGCCAAUACAAUAGUAGGACAGUUUCCAAAUGGCAGAAUUAAAUGCUGGCUGAGUAACCAGGUUCAGAUGAUGUGUGCCACAUUAAGUGUCCGCUGUGUGAGUGGUCCUGUUUAUUUCCACAACAGGGAAAACAGACCACAGAAAGGAGGCAUCUGUGUAGCCAACCACACGUCUCCCUUAGAUGUUCUAAUCCUGGCCACUGAUGGAUGCUAUUCUUUGGUUGGCCAGGUACAUGGAGGGCUUCUGGGACUUAUUCAAAAAUCUUGCAUGCAAACCUCUCAGCAUGUUUUGUUUGAACGCUCAGAAAUGAAAGACCGUCAUCUGGUGAGGAAAAAAAUUCGAGAACACAUUGCAGAUAAGGCCAAAUUACCUAUUUUAAUUUUCCCAGAAGGUACCUGCAUAAACAACACAUCAGUAAUGAUGUUUAAGAAGGGAAGCUUUGAGGUAGGAGGAACCAUCCAUCCGGUAGCAAUCAAGUAUGACCCCCGCUUUGGAGAUGCAUUCUGGGACAGCACAAAGUAUUCCAUGAUGACUUAUAUUUUUAAUUUGCUGACCAGCUGGGCUGUUGUGUGCAAUGUGUGGUACCUGCCACCAAUGGUCAAAGAGGAAGAAGAAGAUGCUGUUCACUUUGCCAACAGAGUCAAGGCUGUCAUUGCUGCUCGAGGAGGAAUGUCUGUGCUUCCUUGGGAUGGGGGACUCAAAAGGAAAAAGGUUAAAGAAUCUUUCAAGGAAGAGCAACAGAAAAAAUACUGCCAGAUAGUAACUGAAAAUGGAGCUGUGGGAAACAGAAAUGUUUGUUAAAUGGUAUUUAUUUUAUCUAAUUUUUCCCCUGAUUGAUCUCCACCAGAAAAUGGGAUUUUUUUUUUAUACUAAAAAACAUAUUUUCCUCUGUUCCUAUGAGAUAUUUUAUUUCCUGCAAGAUAUUUUACGUAUGAUGCAGCAGGGAAACCUUACAUAAAGAGAUAGUAUUUUGUGUUAAAUAAGGAUAUCUUUUUAGGAAUAGGAAGAUUUACAGUAUACUACUGAAAUUCUUUCUGAUGCUGACUGAGAAGAACCUGCAAUAAAAUUACUUGGGUUCAUUAAAACACCAUGUUUUAAAAUCUGAGUUUACUCAGAUUAUCUGAGGACUUAAAGCACCUCUGUACUCCUAGCCUCUAUCAAUGGCUUGGAUGAGCAGUUUUCCUGUGAGCUACAGGCACUGUAUUGCUGCAGAGAUCUAUCUCCUGAUGCCAGAAGAUAUUGAGUGGUUCACCAAAAUACAUUUUGUGAAUUGCAAGCUGGAGGGGAAGUGUCGCAUAUCAGAGACAAGGAGGCAGUUGCUGACUUUCCCCUCCGUGUCACAAGACCAGUGAUAGCAACACAGGAAGUUUCCCAGGGUCACACACUGGUGAAUGGCCGAACAGUGUCCAGGGCAGUGUGUCCCUGAUGGCUGAGGGUGUGACACGGGGAUAAAUUAGUCACAACCAAGGACAAUGUCAUAGAAAUAUAUAGCGUAUUUUGAAGUUAUAUUGUGUCUUCUGAUCUUGCUGUAUCCCUUUCUAUGUCUAUGUGCAUUACAACAAUUAAA
This is a messenger RNA of Colius striatus (speckled mousebird), 2531 nucleotides long. RefSeq names its product glycerol-3-phosphate acyltransferase 3. The record is from RefSeq and is a predicted model, not a curated record. The transcript has 12 exons. NCBI's taxonomy places the organism in Eukaryota, Metazoa, Chordata, Aves, Coliiformes, Coliidae. Gene Ontology annotation, molecular function: glycerol-3-phosphate O-acyltransferase activity. Bases 455 to 1765 code for a protein of 436 amino acids. Gene Ontology annotation, cellular component: endoplasmic reticulum. Gene Ontology annotation, biological process: triglyceride biosynthetic process.